Messenger RNA from Pteropus alecto (black flying fox), 2260 nucleotides. RefSeq names its product cell adhesion molecule 4 (gene CADM4). Lineage: Eukaryota; Metazoa; Chordata; Mammalia; Chiroptera; Pteropodidae. Gene Ontology annotation, molecular function: vascular endothelial growth factor receptor 2 binding. Gene Ontology annotation, cellular component: cell-cell contact zone. The record is from RefSeq and is a predicted model, not a curated record. Gene Ontology annotation, biological process: regulation of Rac protein signal transduction; negative regulation of peptidyl-tyrosine phosphorylation; regulation of wound healing. The coding region runs from base 137 to 1342 and encodes 401 amino acids. The transcript is spliced from 8 exons.
ACCUUCUCUGAUCAUCCAUCUCCCUAGGCCGUCUUGGUCUCUCUUUGCUCCGAGUUCCCAGUGUGCCCUGCGUUGCCCCAUUAGAGUCCAUCUCCUGGACCCCAGCCUGUGGGAAAGGUUGGGUGUGAUGAACUGAAUGAGAGGGAUUGGAGGUCUGAGUGGGAGAGGAAGAGAGGGAAAAAGAUCGACUUGCAGCCCUCGAAGAGUCUCCUACCCUGUCUCUCUGUCUACUGGUCCAGGGGCAGGACAGGAAGUACAGACAGAGAAUGUGACAGUGGCUGAGGGUGGCGUGGCCGAGAUAACCUGCCGUCUGCACCAGUACGAUGGCUCCAUAGUUGUCAUUCAGAACCCAGCCCGGCAGACCCUCUUCUUCAAUGGCACCCGCGCCCUGAAGGACGAGCGUUUCCAGCUUGAGGAGUUCUCCCCACGCCGGGUGCGGAUCCGGCUCUCAGAUGCCCGCCUGGAAGACGAGGGGGGCUACUUCUGCCAGCUCUACACAGAGGAUACCCACCACCAGAUUGCCACGCUCACCGUCCUGGUGGCCCCAGAGAAUCCCGUGGUGGAGGUCCGGGAGCAGGCGGUAGAGGGCGGCGAGGUGGAGCUCAGCUGCCUGGUUCCGCGGUCCCGCCCAGUCGCUGCCCUGCGCUGGUACCGGGACCGCAAGGAGCUGAAAGGUGUGAGCAGCAGCCAGGAAAAUGGCAAGGUCUGGAGCGUGGCGAGCACAGUGCGGUUUCGUGUGGACCGUAAGGACGACGGCGGUAUCGUCAUUUGCGAAGCACAGAACCAGGCACUGCCCUCCGGACACAGCAAGCAGACUCAGUACGUGCUGGACGUGCAGUACUCACCCACGGCCCGGAUCCAUGCCUCCCAAGCUGUGGUGAGGGAGGGAGACACUCUGGUUCUGACGUGUGCUGUGACGGGGAACCCCAGGCCAAAUCAGAUUCGUUGGAACCGCGGGAAUGAGUCUUUGCCAGAGCGGGCCGAGGCGGUCGGUGAGACACUUACGCUGCCAGGCCUAGUAUCAGCAGAUAAUGGCACUUACACCUGUGAGGCGUCGAACAAGCACGGCCACGCGAGGGCGCUCUACGUGCUAGUGGUCUACGACCCCGGUGCGGUGGUAGAGGCUCAGACGUCGGUGCCCUACGCCAUUGUGGGCGGCAUCCUGGCGCUACUGGUGUUUCUGAUCAUAUGUGUGCUGGUGGGCAUGGUCUGGUGCUCCGUACGGCAGAAGGGCUCCUAUCUGACCCACGAGGCCAGUGGCUUGGAUGAGCAGGGAGAAGCAAGAGAAGCCUUCCUCAAUGGCAGCGAUGGACACAAGAGGAAAGAAGAAUUCUUCAUCUGACCCCACCCCCACCCCCGGCCUGGGCUGGGGUCCACCCCACUGCCAGCUGCAAAGACAUUUACCAGAGUCUGGGAUGGUGGGCAUCUCCCCCCACCACUAACACCUCAGACGUUUGGGCAGGGAUGGGGGUGUCAGAUGCCUGGGUCUCUGCAAGGGUCAGAAGCAAGGUCCCAGAGGUCUGGGUCCCCCAGGGGGCAGGGGCCAAAGGCCCAGAUCCCCCAAGUCCAGGGAGGACGGUAGGGAUUGGGUGGGGGAAGAUAACCGGGGGAAGGCCAGGGCCCCUAGACUGCAGAACCAGGUCUUGUGGGGAGGGAAUCAGAUUCUGGGAAGGGUGGGGUGGGCAGGGAAGGGGAACACAGAUGUCUUUGGGGGUCCCAGACCCCAUGCCAGCCAUUGUAGGAGUUCCACAGAGCUCUGGGCACCUCUUUGCAAAGCCAUGUUUGCACGGUGGGGGUAAGGGCGGGGGCGGGGGGCGGGGAGGGUGUGGAAACAGGGAUUCUGUGUCUGUGUCAUAACUUUGAUGGGGGUGGUGAGGGAGACAGCUCCAGCCCCUUUUUCCAAUCCUCCUUCCCCAGAUUCCUGGGCUCCCUCCCCUUCCCUCACAUCUAUCCUACCCAUCUUUGUCUCUCUGUCCACCCACUCCUGGGGGGGCCUUUCUCAUCUCUCCUCCAGGCCCCACCAGGGAGGGGAAAAGGAGUUUAGGGGGGUGCGCUGGUCUCUAUGGUUUUAUAUAUAAUAUAUUAAAAAAAAUCAAAAAUCUAUGAAAAUAUCAGAUUGUGCCCCUUCCCCCAUUCCUGGCUUUUGCCCCCUUUUCUUGUUAAAAAACAAACAAACAAACACAUUUUGUACGGGGCGGGAGGGGAACAGGGAGGGGUUUGGCAAUCCCACUAACCACCAUUAAACCGAGGAGAGAACACG